Messenger RNA from Acanthochromis polyacanthus (spiny chromis), 2124 nucleotides. RefSeq names its product sterile alpha motif domain-containing protein 3-like. The transcript has 4 exons. NCBI's taxonomy places the organism in Eukaryota, Metazoa, Chordata, Actinopteri, Pomacentridae. The coding region runs from base 92 to 1393 and encodes 433 amino acids. The record is from RefSeq and is a predicted model, not a curated record.
AGAUCCUGAGUUCAAUAAUGAACUAUGCAAUCUGACAGAUACUGAAGAACUUCCCGAAAAACCAACAGUCAAAGUCAUCCCUGUCCUUGAGAUGGUACCUGCCUCAUCUGAUGAAAUCUUCAGUCACACUCCCAGCACAGCAGAUACAGAGAUACUCUCACACUCAUCUCAGGAGCGACAGAAACAGUGGCCAGAAUUUUUUGAUAUCCCAACCUUUUCUGUUGAUGUAGAGUAUAGACUUAGGCAAGCUGAUUUGCUGUUUAUGAGUGAUGGUACAUACCUUAAAGUAUCAAAAGAACUAAAACAUGAGAUCCUUGAAAGAUUGGCAGAGAGCAUGUAUAGCUACACAGCAUACCCAACUGCUGCUCAGUUUGAAAGUGUUGCUGUAGCACUGAUAAGCAAGCACCCUUGUCUCCAGGAGCGAGGCUCAACCACUCGCUGUUGUGGUUGGAAAAAUAGUCUCAAACAUAAAAUGGCUAAUUAUAGAACAAAACGUAGGCAAUCAGGAUGCCUAGAUGUUGCAGUAAAUGCCGGUAAGCGAGGAAGACAUACAGCAGAAGGACAACCAGCUAACAAGCGUAUCAAGAAAGCAAAGAAAGGUGAAAUCAACUACUUGCCCAACUUUCCUGAUGGAUUUGAUCAGGCAGCCCUGGAGGGAGUCUGCAAAGACUUGGUUGAUGAAAUGCAGAAGAGAACACCAAAUGGACCUCUUGUGAAAAAGAAGAUGGACCAGACGUUUGCUCUGAGAAGAAAAGAGGUGGUGGACUCGGAACCUGCAAUAAGCACGAUGGUGAAACGCUGGCCCGCCCUUUUCACUGAAGAUGAGGUGUUCAUGGAGUUCAGCAGGAUUGUGGGCAAAAACCUCAAGCAGGAAUUCUAUGAGAGCAUCGAUCGGCACAGUCCUCGUCUCCUCGAGAUAUUUCGAUCCAAGAGAGGGAAUAUCGGGCAGUUGUUGACACAUAUGUCACAACAGACCAAUACCACAGAGCCAACUGCAAUCCGGACACAGGUGCUCAGAGGGCUUCCUAUCAUCCUUGGGGAUAACCCCACAAACUUCUUCAAAGUAGGCUUUGAGUCUGAUGAUGAUGAUUGCUUUCGUGACCUCGACAUUGGGAUACUUCUCAUUGAGCGUGAAGGUACUGUGUUUACAUCUUCCCUGCAUCUCAGCCCUGCCUCGUUGAAAAUCAUCAUUGAGGGACAAGUUGUGAUGGACAACAUUCAAGAUCUGCCAAACGCAAUGUGCAUUCUGUUUGGACUCACAUAUGCACUCCAUCUGGACUACCCAAAGACUAUGAAGCUCACAUUUCAGUUCAUCCAACAGGUAUUGCUGUCAUUGGGCCACACUGACCUAAAACCAAGGCUACAGACUCUGAAAAAUCAGCUUGAAAUGUAGAACAUGUGAGGUCUACUGUGAGAAGCUGUUGACUAAACAAGCAAAACAGUCUCUGCUGACCUGUCCAGUAAACUAGACAGACACACAAAACACAAACAUAUGCACACAAACAACACAGACACAUAAAAUACCACACAUACAGCACAGCACAUACACUUAAAUGCUGUAGGAAGCAUUUUGAAAUAUGUUGCUUUUGUGAACGUUAAAAUGUUCUGGAGUUGCAGCAGAAAGACAAUUGUUUCAGUUCUUGUUGCAUCAUCAGUCUGUGGAGAUGGAGUUAAAUAUUGUGCUGAUCUGCAAGUCUCUGUUGGUUCAUGCUCUGGCCUCCAGACAUUUAGGCAGGGCAAAGAGUUACAAUUAACACUGAGAUCCUGUUUGAAAUUUCUGGUACAUUUGAGUGGGGGUUUCCUGCGAAUUUGAAUUUUUCUAUGGACUUAACACUUUAACCUCAAGGGACAUCCAUGUUGUUUUCUUGUAAUUUUGUGACACAUUCACACACACAAACAACACAGACACAGACAACACCCACAGACUACUUGGACACAUACAACACAAACAAUCAACACAGGCGCACACAACACAAACACUGAAUUGUUUCAAUGAUUAGAAAUGAUUUUUUAUUUUUCUAUUUACAUGUGUUGAUGUUAAUCUGAAGUUUGUCAAUACAAGUUUGGCUGUGUUUUGAGUGUUAUGCCAUUUUUCUUAAAAAAUAAAAUGCAUUUGAGCAUUUA